This is a messenger RNA of Lineus longissimus, 2335 nucleotides long. RefSeq names its product eukaryotic initiation factor 4A-I-like. The transcript is spliced from 10 exons. The record is from RefSeq and is a predicted model, not a curated record. Lineage: Eukaryota; Metazoa; Nemertea; Pilidiophora; Heteronemertea; Lineidae. Bases 82 to 1623 code for a protein of 513 amino acids. Gene Ontology annotation, molecular function: RNA helicase activity; RNA binding; ATP binding.
GGCUAGAGAUCGAAACGUAUUUCGACAUCAGCGAAAACUUUCAACACCAAUCUACUUUUCGUAUCUUAAUUAGAUUUUCAAAUGAGCUAUCGCCAAGGUGACAACAGAGACAACGGGUCUGUCGACAGCCGAAAGGGCGCGUGGAACGUGACCGGGAGGGACAGGGGCAGCGACUACAGCCCCAGCCCGGAUAGGAACAGGGAUAGGAAAGAGGAGCGAGGAAGGGACAGUCCAAGCUCCGACAGAGACAGCCCCCGCGACCACUGGAAGUCAGAUCAGCGCGAAGGAAGGAGUGAUGGGGACCACCACAGGCCUGGAAGCGGUAGGCCUACUCCUGAUGACAAUGGGCAUCAUACCAGUGGACAAUCGGACUCGGGACGACAAGAUGAGAGAAGAGGGACCAAAACUGAGUCUCAACAAGAUGAACAACCUGAUGAUGACGGACCAUCUGGAAUGGGUGUUCAGGGCGAGAUUGAAGGCAACUUCCAGUGCGUUGUUGAUCACUUCGAUAAUAUGAAGUUGAGGGAAGAACUCCUUCGUGGCAUUUAUGCGUAUGGUUUUGAGAAACCAUCAGCAAUCCAGCAGCGUGCCAUCGUGCCCUGCUGUCACGGUCAUGAUGUGAUUGCCCAGGCUCAGUCUGGAACUGGCAAGACAGCCACCUUCGCUAUUACUAUCUUGCAAAAGCUUGACCUUGGCAUCAAAGAUUGUCAGGCUCUUGUCCUGGCCCCAACCAGAGAGUUGGCUCAGCAGAUCCAGAAGGUGGUCAUUGCCCUUGGUGACUACAUGAACGCUAGCUGCCAUGCCUGUAUUGGUGGCACGAACGUGCGAGAGGAUGGUAGGAAGCUGGAGGAGGGUAAACAUGUGAUUGUUGGUACCCCUGGCAGGGUAUUUGACAUGAUUCAGCGUGGACAUCUGAGGACAAAUGAAAUGAAGAUGUUUGUCUUGGACGAAGCCGAUGAGAUGUUGUCUCGAGGUUUCAAGGAUCAGAUUUAUGAUGUCUUCAGAAAGCUUCCCACCACAGUACAGGUGGUGCUACUUUCCGCUACUAUGCCUGACGAUGUACUAGAAGUAACAACAAGGUUCAUGCGGGACCCAAUCAGGAUCCUGGUCAAGAAGGAAGAACUCACUCUGGAUGGUAUCAAGCAGUUCUUCGUUCACGUCGACAAGGAAGAGUGGAAGUUGGAUACCCUGUGUGAUUUGUACGAGACGUUGACCAUCACACAAGCCGUCAUCUUCAGCAACACUAGGAGGAAAGUGGAUUGGCUGACGGAGAAAAUGCAGCAGAGAGACUUCACCGUUUCAUCCAUGCAUGGCGACAUGGACCAGCAAGAACGAGACAUGAUCAUGAGGGAAUUCCGAUCUGGAUCCAGUCGUGUCCUCAUUACCACGGAUCUCCUUGCCCGUGGUAUCGAUGUUCAACAAGUUUCACUUGUCAUCAACUAUGAUCUUCCCCAGAACAGGGAAAAUUACAUUCACCGAAUUGGACGUGGAGGCCGUUUUGGUCGCAAGGGUGUUGCGAUCAACUUCAUCACCAAGGAAGACACGCGUCAAAUGCGUGACAUCGAACAGUACUACAAUACACAAAUCGAGGAAAUGCCAAUGAAUGUGGCCGAUCUUAUCUAGAGCGACAAAUAGUGGAGGUUAUAUCAGCUGUCUGGCAUCAUAUCUUUGCGAUUGGAUUCUAAUACAUGUGAAUGACGACAUUCUUAUUACGGGGAGCCAGGACCUCAGGCACGACUCGUGCCAGCUCUUUCUGGUGCCCAGUUUCUGAUGAGAACAUUACUCAUACUUCAAUCAAGUUGGACAGUUGACCUUAGCUUAGGUGGGUCAGUACGUUAGUAUUGAGACCACCUGUCGUGUGUAUAAGCUCGCCUAUUGUUUAUAUCUUUACAGAUUGCUUUCUCGAGUCGAUAGUACUUGGACACUUUGCGCCAUUAAUAUUAUAUAAUUAUUGUGCUCUUAUUGUAUUUAUGAUACGGUUCUUCUGGAUACACGAUCGUACAUAGCCCGGGAGAUUUUCCUGUCUUAAUUGUUGUAAAUUUUAGUUGUCACACAUUGUUUAGAGUGACUUGGUCCAGUUUUGGGCAAUCCACCCUUGGCCAUGUUUCCCCAAGAUGCAUUGUCUUUCCCAACAUGCAUUGCUGUAAAGGUAACUGCCUACGGAGAGAGCAUCGUUGUUUGGCUAAGAUGCAUUCCUGAUAUUGAGGAUGAUACAAGAUCGUGUUGUAGGUGUGAAGACAUAAGGUCUGCUGAUGCAUGUUGGCUGCCACUGUGUGAACUUUGUAAUAUGUUCAAGUCUAGGCAUAUUAAAAUAUAUUAUAUACAAAUUGUCAAA